Molecule: messenger RNA, 933 nt
Organism: Nanorana parkeri
Lineage: Eukaryota; Metazoa; Chordata; Amphibia; Anura; Dicroglossidae
Gene: FKBPL
Product: FK506 binding protein like
Exons: 2
Coding region: 110-922 (270 amino acids)
Molecular function (GO): protein binding
Source: RefSeq, a predicted model, not a curated record
CCCUCCUCCUCUCUGCCUACUCAUCUUCCUGCACUUCCUGGUGAAGUCACAGCCCAGCCAGCAGCAAGAAAAAAAACUGGCUUGUUUUCAUCCGGAGCGCUAACCAGCAAUGGAGAGCCCACAGGCCUCACCAGGCUGUGCAACAUGGCGCUGCCCAGAUGGAAGCUUCACGAAAACCAUCCUAGAGCCAGGAUCCGGAGUGGACAAGCCCAAGGAGCAUGCCACGUGCGUGACGCUUCUGGAGCACCUUGCUGACCCCCCGCCUGAGUUCUGCUUAUCAUCCGGGCCCGGGUAUUCCGCUGGAAGCUGGAUUGAAGUGGAGCUCGGGGAGGGCGAUACCGCGCAGGACCGCCUGGUUGACCAAUGUCUAGAAACCAUGCUUCAGGGGGAGGUCUGUCAGCUGGACUGCCCAAUAGGAUUCCAACUUGUCUUGCGUUUGAAAAGCUUUGAAGGGGGCACGGAGGCCUGGGAGCUGGAACCCAGUGAGAAGAUCCAAAGAGCCAUAAAAGACCGCGAAAAGGGCGGUGCAGCAUUCCGGAAUGGCAACAUCGAAGGGGCCGAGAGGCGGUAUUCCCGGGGGCUCAGGCUUCUGGUGUGCACCCCCGGCGAGGCCGAAGAGGAGAAAGUGGCCCUCCUGUCCAACCUGGCCGCUUGCGACCUCAAGAAGAGGCGUUUUCGAGAGGCGGAGGUGAGGUGCACCCGAAUUCUGGACAUGGACCCAAACCACUUCAAAGCUCUGUACCGGAGAGGGGUAGCCAGGGCAGGCAUGUCGGACUGGGAGGGGGCGAGGGGUGACUUUGACAAACUGCUGAAACUGGAUCCGGGUAACAAGGAGGCCAAGAGGGAGUUGGCGAGCGUGCGUGAGAAGGAGAAGAUUGCGCAGGCGCAAAUAAGCAAAGCCUUGGGGAAGAUGUUCCUCUGAAGCGGACCUGU